Molecule: messenger RNA, 2436 nt
Organism: Thrips palmi
Lineage: Eukaryota; Metazoa; Arthropoda; Insecta; Thysanoptera; Thripidae
Gene: bmm
Product: 1-acylglycerol-3-phosphate O-acyltransferase Pnpla3
Exons: 10
Coding region: 349-2193 (614 amino acids)
Biological process (GO): lipid homeostasis; triglyceride catabolic process
Cellular component (GO): membrane; cytoplasm; lipid droplet
Molecular function (GO): triacylglycerol lipase activity
Source: RefSeq, a predicted model, not a curated record
CCGGGCGCCGGGCGGGCGGGCAGUCAGACAGAGUUGUCAGUCAGUUGAGGUCAGGACGUGCGGGACGCUUGGUGUGCGGUAGCAAGUCGCGUCUUCGUCCAGAAGUUUGUUUAUCUCGUGUCUUCUGCUGCCGUCUCGUCUCCCACACUGUCACUUUAAAUAAGCUCCUCCGCGGCCGCGGCCUGUUCAGUCGAUAAGCAGCCGCCGUGCGAGCAGCACAGUGUCCCCGUCCGCCAGUGCGCCAGCAACGCGUCGUCGUUGUCGUACUCGUUGGCGACUCGUCGCGAUAGUCGUGUCCGUGCCGAUCUAGUCCCACGUCUGGUCCGGCAGGGCCGGGAGAAGCGAGAAAUGAACUUGUCCUUCGCCGGGUGCGGCUUCCUCGGCAUCUACCAUGUCGGGGUGGCCGUCUGCUUCAAGAAGUACGCCCCCCACUUGCUGCUCAACAAGAUUUCGGGCGCGUCGGCCGGCGCCAUCGCCGCCUGCGCGCUCCUCUGCGACCUGCCCUUGGGUGAAAUCACCUCCGACAUGCUUCACAUCGUCCGUGAGGCGCGAUGCAGGACCCUUGGACCCUUCAGCCCGUCCUUCAGUGUGCAGGACAUCCUGCUGCAGGGACUCGAGAAGUACUUGCCUGAGGAUGCCCACAUUCGUGUCAGCGGCAAGCUGCACAUUUCUCUCACAAGAGUCUAUGACGGCAAGAACGUCAUUGUGUCUCACUUCAACAGCAAAGAGGACCUCCUCCAGGCCUUGAUGGCAAGUGCUUUUGUUCCAAUUUUCUCCGGAUUCCUGCCCCCCAAAUUCCAUGGUAUUCGCUACAUGGAUGGUGGAUUUAGUGACAACUUGCCAACGCUUGACGAGAAUACCAUCACAGUCAGUCCUUUCUGUGGGGAAAGUGAUAUUUGUCCUAGAGACUUGUCUUUGCAACUAUUUCAUAUCAACGUAGCUAAUACUAGCAUUGAGCUAUCAAGACAAAAUAUCUAUAGAUUCACUAGAAUUUUGUUUCCACCCAAACCAGAGGUGCUAUCAAACAUGUGUAAACAAGGCUUUGAUGAUGCACUCCGAUUUUUAAACCGCAAUAACUUGAUCAAUUGUACUCGUUGUCUUGCUGUUCAAUCAACAUUUGUUGUUCAAGACACUCUUGAUGAAAGCCUUGAAUACGAUCCACAGUGCCAAGAGUGCAAAGUGCACCGCCAAGAAGCUGCAGUAGCAAAUUUGCCUGACACAGUGCUGAGUAUUUUCCAAGACGCCAUUGAUUCUGCCAACAAGGGUCUUAUGAACUGGGUUUUCAAACACCGUGGCAUGAAGCUCCUCUCUGUCCUCAGUCUCCCCUACAUUCUGCCUGCAGACCUCAUGUAUGCCACCUUUACGAAGUUGAUCGCUCUAGCUCCACGUAUGGGUAACAACCUCUACUUGAUGAGCAAGUUCAUCAUGGACGAAGUGUCACGGCUCCUCAAGCGAAUGAACAAAGACCGCAGAGAAAUGAGUGCCCAGAUCACUUGCCAGCUAGCCAUCACUGAAUACGGUGGAAUUUGUGACCCAGAAGAAGAUGAAUGCGACUCUGUGCCUGUGAAGAACAAAAUGAACUUCAACUUCACCCUAAACCUUGAUGAAAAUGGAGAGACAAAGGGUCCAUCAAGGAGAUUCUCUUCUAACAAAAUUUUAUCACGACAUGGUAGUUUCUCAGUCAGUCGAGCUGAGACUUCUAAUGUUGAUGAUGAUACAUUUGAGCACAUUCUUCAAGUAACUGCCCAGCAUGAGGCUAUCAUGGCAUAUUAUUAUAUGGAUGAAAAUAACAAGGUUAAAGUGACUGAAAUAUUUGAUGUCACUGAUGCUGAUUCAAGUGUCCUUCUGAACUCUGAGGAGAAGAUGUUGAAUACGCAGCUUCAAUAUGAUGACGACUGGGACGAAGCUAUUACUGGGUCCUGGAUGUCAGCACAACCAUCUAUGGCAGAGGAAGAUUUAGAUGGUUAUGACGGAGACAGCAGUGUUAGUUCAACUGAAGAAGACGACGCAGACCGCCACUUCUCCAGCGCUGUUUUCUCUGAUCCUGAGAGUGAGUGGAUAAGGGGAUCCACAACUCAUACUGACUUGCCAACCAAAGCAGAUUUUCCUGUACGGCAUGGGUUCUCUUCACGUCCAGAGUCUGAACAGUUAGCAUCAAGAACCACUCGCCUUCCACCAAGGAAACUCCCUUAAAUGACUCAGGAUAUAUCAUAUGUGAUGUGUGAAUAAUCUUGUUCAAAGUUACUUUGAUCGGGCAACUUCAUGGUAGCAAUCACUGCUUUUAACCACGUGGGCCGUGACAUCCCUGUGUAGUUAUGAGUUACAUAGCUGACCAUGUUAGAUGAACACUGACAUUUGUACCUUAGAAGUACAUAAGUAUGUGUGUUCUUGCCUUUAUUUAGAAAAAAAAAACGACUGACUGAUCUUUAGAUAUUG